AUGUCGCUAUCAACCGUCAUAGCGCAUGCAGCUGCCGAGACCGAUUCGGAGGAUGCAGCAUCGAGCUCAGACCACUCGAGCGACUCACUCGACUCGUCGUCUUCUCGCAAGAAGCGAAAGCUCUCUGAGCCCGCGCCUGAGCCUGCGCAGUUAUCAUCAGUGAACGCUCCGUCGAGGAUCAAGCGCAAGCAAGCGCCCAACGCUACAUCUCCAUCAUCAUCAAAGCCUGCGGAGAUACCUUCAGAGGGCCCAAUCACUGUCCCAAUCGACCACAACACAACUUUCGAGUCGCUGCAGCUCAAGCCAUGGCUCGUCCAGUCCCUCGCCAACAUGGCCAUCAGACGGCCCACUAGCAUUCAGCGAUUGACUAUCCCAGCUAUCCUCGAAGGCCGCGACGUCAUCGGUACCUCGAGGACAGGUAGCGGAAAGACGGUGGCAUUCGUUGCACCUAUUCUUCAGACAUGGGCCCAAGACCCAAGCUCCAUCUACGCCGUCAUUCUCACUGCCACGAGGGAGCUGGCCCUCCAGAUCUAUGAGCAAGUCAAGGCUAUUUCGGCUACCACAUCCUUCAAGGCUCUGCUUGUAACUGGGGGCUCUGACAUGAGAGCCCAAGCCAUCAGCCUCGCGCAGAGACCUCAUAUGGUCAUCGCAACAGCCGGCCGGCUCGCGGAACACAUCCGUAUGUCGGGAGAAGACACCAUUGCUGGCCUCAGACGAGUUCGAUACGUCGUCCUGGACGAAGCGGACAGGCUCCUGGCCGCCGGAGGACCUGGAAGCAUGUUGCCAGAUAUCGAGGAGUGCCUGGGAGUCUUGCCACCCUCAGAACGCAGGCAGACGCUACUAUACACAGCUACGAUUACCCCCGAAGUCCGUGCUCUCAAGGACAUGCCACCGAAGCCCGGAAAGAAGCCAGCUAUGGUGUGUGAAGUAGACACUCAGAAGCUCGCCGUCCCGGAUACGCUACAUCUUACCUACAUCCAAGUCCACGUCAACUUCAAGGAAUACUACCUCCACGCCUUCCUCCUUACUGAGGCCAACGUCGAGAAGUCAAUGAUAAUCUUCUGUAACCGAACCUCAACGGCCGAACGCCUCCAUCAUUUGCUAUUCCUCCUCGAGCACCGCGUCACGUCCCUGCACUCAAAGCUUCCAGGCCAACGCCAACGGACUGAUAACCUGAUGAGGUUCCGAGCCGGGGCAGCUAGGAUCCUGGUGGCCACCGACGUUGCGUCGCGUGGUUUAGAUAUCCCGGAGGUCGAAGUGGUUGUGAAUUACGACCUCCCGCAAGAAGGAGAUGACUUCAUCCACCGAGUCGGAAGAACAGCCAGAGCCGGCCGGAAAGGCGAGGCCGUCACGCUUGUAGGCCAACGGGGCGUCGACCGCAUCCUGGCUAUCGAGAAGCGCGUGGGCAAGAAGAUGGAGGAGUGGAAGGAAGAGGGCGUCAACCUGACAACGAGGGUAACGAGGGACUACAUGAAGGUCGUCGCCGAGAAGAAGCUGGAGGCUAACUUGAAUAUCGAGGAGCACCGCGAAGUUGGGGGCAAGAGGAAGCGGCAGAAGCUACGGCUGGAGUGA
Molecule: messenger RNA, 1572 nt
Organism: Anthostomella pinea
Lineage: Eukaryota; Fungi; Ascomycota; Sordariomycetes; Xylariales; Xylariaceae
Source: the annotation of a GenBank genome assembly